AUGAGCUCUCUGGCUUCAAUAUUCAGCGCUUUAGACUUGCGGCAGUCACCUGGCUCGUCCAGGAUAACCAGCCUCUCUCCACCUUCGAGUCACCAGCUUUUCGAGAUCUUAUCGCAGCAGCGAACCCUCGAGCAGAGUCAGCGCUAUGGACAUCUCACAACAGCGUCUCAUGUUACGUCAUGCGUCUAUAUGACUACUUACAGCCGCGGGUUGUCCAGGAGCUAUCGCGGGCACAAAGUAAGAUACAUAUCAGUUUUGAUAGCUGGACAACAAAGGGUGGCAAGCGUGGCUUCUUAG
Bipolaris victoriae FI3 is the source of this 297-nucleotide messenger RNA. RefSeq lists its product as hypothetical. Bases 1 to 297 code for a protein of 98 amino acids. Lineage: Eukaryota; Fungi; Ascomycota; Dothideomycetes; Pleosporales; Pleosporaceae. The transcript has a single exon. The record is from RefSeq and is a predicted model, not a curated record.